UCCCCAAGGUAUUCGCUGAUGUGUGGAAUUGGAUAAAACAGUUUCAUGACUUUUUGGUUUUCUCAAUAAGAGGAAAAUCUUUAAUUUAUUGCCCGAAGGAAAUGGUAAACAAGUGAUGAGAUGCUACAAAGCUGACAUAUUUCCACCUUCCUGAUUAAUUAGGGUUUCGCGCGAUCAGAUAAGAAUGUUGGGUUACAAAUGUCUCCACUGGAACAAUCUUAUAGAUUUACCGCCAUUAAAGGACCCUGAAACCUUCUCUCUUCCUUCUUCCAUUCCCCAUUGGCCUCCAGGUCAAGGCUUUGGCUCUGGAACAAUCAAUCUCGGCAAAUUACAAGUCAUCAAAAUCACGGAUUUUGAAUUUAUAUGGAGAUACAGAUCCACAGAGAAGAAGAAGAACAUUUCAUUUUACAAACCAAAGGGAUUGUUACCUAAAGACUUCCAUUGCUUAGGUCACUACUGUCAGUCUGAUUCUCAUCCUUUGAGAGGUUAUGUACUUGCGGCAAGAGAUUUAGUGGAUUCAUUAGAACAGGUAGAGAAACCUGCAUUAGUGGAACCUGUUGAUUUUACUCUUGUCUGGAGCUCAAAUGAUUCAGCAGAAAAUGAAUGUAGUAGUAAGAGCGAAUGCGGUUACUUCUGGUUACCGCAGCCUCCUGAAGGGUAUAGAUCGAUCGGUUUUGUGGUUACAAAGACUUCCGUGAAACCUGAGUUGAAUGAAGUUAGAUGUGUUAGAGCUGAUCUUACUGAUAUAUGUGAACCCCACAAUGUCAUUGUCACUGCUGUUUCAGAAUCUUUAGGUGUUCCUUUGUUUAUAUGGAGAACUCGGCCUUCAGACCGAGGAAUGUGGGGCAAAGGUGUCUCUGCAGGUACUUUCUUCUGCAGAACUCGGCUUGUUGCUGCUAGAGAAGAUCUUGGUAUCGGUAUUGCUUGUCUAAAGAAUCUAGAUUUGAGUUUACAUGCGAUGCCAAAUGUUGAUCAGAUUCAAGCUUUGAUUCAACACUAUGGUCCUACACUAGUCUUCCAUCCUGGUGAAACUUACUUACCUUCUUCUGUUUCGUGGUUCUUCAAAAAUGGUGCAGUUCUCUGCGAAAAGGGAAAUCCAAUCGAGGAACCUAUCGAUGAAAAUGGUUCGAAUUUGCCUCAAGGAGGAAGCAAUGACAAGCAGUUUUGGAUUGAUUUGCCGUGUGAUGAUCAACAAAGAGAUUUCGUCAAGCGAGGAAACCUUGAAAGCUCGAAACUUUACAUUCAUAUUAAGCCUGCUCUUGGAGGAACGUUCACGGAUCUUGUCUUCUGGAUCUUCUGUCCAUUUAACGGACCAGCAACCUUAAAACUAGGACUCGUCGAUAUCUCAUUGAUCAGUAUUGGCCAACACGUCUGCGAUUGGGAACAUUUCACUCUCCGAAUCAGCAAUUUCUCUGGUGAGCUUUACUCAAUCUACUUGUCUCAACACAGUGGCGGCGAGUGGAUCGAAGCAUACGACCUUGAAAUCAUUCCCGGAAGCAACAAAGCCGUUGUUUACUCUUCAAAACAUGGUCACGCAAGCUUUCCUAGGGCUGGGACUUACUUACAGGGAUCGACAAUGCUUGGGAUUGGGAUAAGAAAUGACACUGCGCGUAGUGAACUCUUGGUAGAUUCGAGCUCACGGUACGAGAUCAUUGCAGCGGAGUAUCUCAGCGGAAACAGUGUGUUGGCAGAACCGCCGUGGUUGCAGUACAUGAGAGAAUGGGGACCAAAGGUUGUGUACGAUUCAAGAGAGGAGAUAGAGAGAUUGGUGAAUCGAUUUCCGAGGACGGUUAGGGUUUCGCUUGCCACAGUGCUUAGAAAACUUCCGGUGGAAUUAUCCGGCGAGGAAGGUCCUACAGGACCAAAGGAGAAGAACAAUUGGUAUGGCGAUGAAAGAUGUUGAAAUUCUCACUGUUGGGAAACAGAUGUGGUGAGAUUACCAUCGGAGCCCUAACUGUGUAACUUGUAAAGGAAGAUGAAGCUUUGAUUGCGCAAGAGAUUAAUUACACAAUUAGCGUAGGAUUAACGUAAAACUUGUCGUUAGAAGUGUAUACAAGUGGGUCCCAUCAUGUAUUUAAUUAAAAUAAUAAAGUUAUAUAGACGAACAAAC
Molecule: messenger RNA, 2110 nt
Organism: Arabidopsis thaliana (thale cress)
Lineage: Eukaryota; Viridiplantae; Streptophyta; Magnoliopsida; Brassicales; Brassicaceae
Product: vacuolar sorting-associated protein (DUF946)
Exons: 2
Coding region: 185-1903 (572 amino acids)
Source: RefSeq, marked reviewed